Astyanax mexicanus (Mexican tetra) is the source of this 1960-nucleotide messenger RNA. Its product is annotated as ankyrin repeat and SOCS box protein 2-like. Gene Ontology annotation, cellular component: ciliary inversin compartment. The coding region runs from base 116 to 1837 and encodes 573 amino acids. NCBI's taxonomy places the organism in Eukaryota, Metazoa, Chordata, Actinopteri, Characiformes, Acestrorhamphidae. The transcript has 9 exons. Gene Ontology annotation, biological process: intracellular signal transduction; protein localization to ciliary inversin compartment. The record is from RefSeq and is a predicted model, not a curated record. Gene Ontology annotation, molecular function: protein binding.
GUUUCCUGCAGCAUUAGAGUGUGUGUGAGCUGCUGCAGCAGGUAUAGUGCACUGACUCCUGAAGAACACGGCUACUGCUGAAGCUCUGCUCAACACAAAAGCACACAAGGCGAGGAUGAAAGCUGAAUCCCUCCUAAACUGCCCCACCUCUGAAGCCACAAGGUCAUACACCUAUAUCAGCAGUGAUGGGACUCGGUGUGUGGCAUGGAGGAGAUAUGAUGGAACAUUUUACACUACCAAAGAGCCUGAAGACCUUAUUGACCCAGUUGUUGGAGUGAUUCGAAGUGGUAGCGUGGAUGUCUUGCUGGAGAUGAUCAUGGCUGGGAGAAAUGUAAGAGACAGAUCUCAGCAGCAGGGCUGGAACACUCUGCAUGAAGCUGCAGCUCAUGGGCAGGACAAAUGCCUCAGAGUGCUGCUAACAGUGCACCCUGAGCUGAUUGACAGGUGUGACAUGAAACGGCGUACUCCUCUUUUUGUGGCUGUGGAAAGUGAUCAGGUUGCCUGUGUGGAGUGUCUUCUAAACUGGGGUGCUGAUCCAAACAUUUCCAAUAAAGACAGAGAGACCGCCUUGUGUAAAGCAUGUGAUGUAGAAAAUGCAGAGAUGGUGAAGCUCCUCCUGAAUGUGGGUGCUGAUGUGAAUAAGAGCUGCAGCCAAGGAUGGACUCCCCUCCAUGAGGCUGUGUGCAGGAACAAUGUGGAGAUCUGUGAGAUCUUACUGAAAGCAGGAGCCAAAAUAUGCACACCUAACACUUAUGGCCUUACACCUGUCUUUGUGGCAGCCCAAACUGGAAAUGUAGAGGCAUUAGGCCUCCUCCUGCAGUAUGGAGCAAAUAUCGACAGCCAGGCUGGUGAUGGUGCAACAGCCCUCUUUGAAGCCUGUAAAAACGGCCACGAGAGAGCUGUAAGACUUCUCCUGCUGAAGAAUGCUGAUGCCAACAAACAAACCAAGGCUGGACUCCUCCCACUUCACACUGCUGCCCAGCAUGGCCAUUAUGAGAUUGUGUCCAUGCUGAUUCCAGUCACUUGCAGAACCAAAAUUCACUGCAGUGGCAUCAGCCCCCUCCAUCUGGCAGCUGAGCACGAUGAGGACUAUGUCCUGGAGCUCCUGAUCCAGGCUGGCUUUGAUGUGAAUGCUCUGCUGACACCAGGACGUUCCUGCAUGUAUCAGGACCGUCGUACCACGGCGCUUUACUUCUCUGUCAGUAAUGGAAACAUUGAAGCUGCAGCUAUGCUCUUGAAGGCCGGUGCAAACCCCAACCUGGACUACUUCAGACCCAUUCUGGUAGCUUUGAGGCAGGGCUCAGUGCAGAUGGUACAGCUGCUUCUGGAUUAUGGUGCUGAUGUAAACACGGUGUUUCCAAACUCGCCGACCACUUUCCCCUCCACUGUCUCUAUCUGCAUGAACUGCCUGCCCAUGCUGAAGCUCCUCAUGGACAAUGGAUGUGACGCUCUGUCUUGCUUGCAGUGCAGGUAUGGCAGCAAAUCACAUCCACCGCUGAAAAACUGCACCAAAGACAGCUUUGAUGUCAACAAAGAGGAGCCAUGCAUUCAGUUCUGUGAGAUGAUCUCCCGGCCUACAGUGUGUCACUGGGCAGGACCAAUCAUAGACCUGCUGCUGGAUUAUGUGGGAAAUGUCAAACUCUGUUCCAGGCUCACUGAACAGCUGGACAGCAAUAAAGAAUGGCUCUGCAUCAAGGAGAGAACAAGGGCUCCACACUCAAUGAAGCAGCUCUGCAGACUGAGUAUCCACCACUCUGUUGGAGCACAGAGAACGAGCAGAAUCAGCAAACUCCCUCUCCCUAAACGACUAAUCCAGUAUCUACACCACCAGGAGUGACAAGACAUAUUAUUAAAAUGUUAUAAUGAUUGAUGGAUACAUACAGUUACAGAUGCUGUUGCAGUUAUGUUUAGUGUGAUUCUGUGAAGCUCUAUAUAAAUAAAUUUGAGUUGAUUAAUCACA